CUUUGGUUCUGAACAAUCAUUGGUAAUUCAAUUCCCUUUUUUUUAAAAAAAAGGAUAAUAUUGGUUUUACGUCAUUAAUCCAAAUAAUGGUCGCUGAACCAGUUCAAGCUACUGUUGAAACAUUAAGCAACUUGUAUAACUAUGCUUCUCAUUUAGUGGCAACUCAGAAGGACAAUAUCGAAAGUUCUGACUAUAUCGAGAAGAUCCGUGGAUGGAACCCAAUUUCUACAUCAUCUAAACAACCCGAUAGUUUUCCAAAAAUUCAUAAGAGUUCAAUAUUUCAUAGUUUGGGAACUAAUUCAACUAAGAAGAUUAUAAUAUCAGGAACUCUUUUUACAAUUGGUAUUGGAUUUACAUCGUAUUAUGGGUAUAAAUGGUGGCUAAAUGGUCAAAAACCAAUUUCAACAGUUCAAAAUAAACGAAGAGUUCCGAAGUUAAGUAAUGGAGCUAGAAGUGAUGUGGUUUUGGUGGUAGGAUCACCCACUGAACCAUUGACUCGAUUGAUUGCAUUGGAUUUCGAAAAACGGGGGUUCAUUGUGUAUUUAACGAUUCUUGAUGAAAAGGACCUUAAAUAUGUAGAAUCUAAUCCAAUCACGGAUGAUAUUAAUUAUUUGAAUUUAAAUGAUUCAUACAGUUUUGAAAUUCAACUUGCUAAGUUUCAAAAUUAUUUACUGAUUCCAGUUGUUCCAUUCCAAGGUGCAGCUCCUCAUACAUUAAAGUUAGUUGGUGUUGUAUUUGCUCCAAGUUUAUAUUUCCCACUUGGACCCAUUGAGAAUGUCACUGUUGCAUCUUGGAACAAAGUUUUAGAAAGAAUUCAAAUUCCAUUGAAAUUAUUUUCUUCAGGAUUGAUUAAUUUAGUUAGAACCCAACAAAGUAAGAUAAUUCUUAUAUCAUCCCAUAUGACAAGCUCAUUAGAUUUGCCAUAUCAUUCUGCCGAGACUCUUCAUCAGAAAAGCAUUGAAUCUUUAUUUACUUCAUUAACCAGAGAAGUUGCACACCAAAAUAUAUCGGUUACUCAAGUUAAACUUGGUAAUUUGAAUAUUACAAACCAAAGAGUUUCACCAGAGUCCAGAAAAUCAAAUAUUAUUAAUCUGGAAAUCCGUAGUUGGAGUGAAGAAAUGAGAGAGUUAUAUGCUACCAAUUUCUCCAAAUCACAAUUUAAAUUCAAUCCAAUGCGUACAUCUAGAAGAGGUGCCAAUUUGAGGGACUUAUACCAUCAACUUUAUGACUUGAUAUAUCCUAUUAAUCAAAGUCAACGAAAUCCUGCAACAGUAUAUUGUGGAACUGGAGCUAGAACUUAUGAUUGGGUUUCUAAAGUACUUCCUGAGUAUGUCAUUACAUGGCUACUUAGUUAAAGAUGUAUUAAUACAUUCAGAUAAGAAAAUUUAACUUAUCUAGAGAAAUUAAGUAAGAGAAAUUAGUAGAGAUAAGUUAAAUAUCAAUCAUGAACAUGA
Molecule: messenger RNA, 1454 nt
Organism: [Candida] anglica
Lineage: Eukaryota; Fungi; Ascomycota; Pichiomycetes; Serinales; Debaryomycetaceae
Source: the annotation of a GenBank genome assembly